GCCGACAUUUCCCAUCCCCUCUCUAUGCAUGCUUUUCUACUUCAUCUUCCAACUUAGGUUGGGCAAAUUUGCAAUUGAAAUGUCAAUUUCCUUACCAACAAUUAGAAAAUUCAGAAUUCAAUGCGGAUUAGAUACCACUAUCCAAAAAAGCGAAUAUUUAUCGCCCAAAAAUUAAAUUCGAGACAGCUACUUUUCUUUCUUGUCGAGCUAUUUUCAGUUCGUUCGUUGUUGGCUUGCAGUGGUAUGAUCACUAACCAUCUUCCGAAUAUGUAACCCUAUUCCAAUGUAACCCUAUUCGUUGCGAAUAUCCCCAGGGCAGUCCCAGUCCACGAUAUUGAAGAGCUAAGUAGAAUUUCGGGGUCUCGGGGCUAGUCUGGAGCCAUAUUUGUUGCGUGUGUGUAGGAAUGUUUGUUACAACUUUGUCAGCGCGGGAAAGGCUUGAUACUUAGAGAUUUUCCUUAAAGUAGUAUAGAUCUUCUAGUUUUCAGUUGAAAGUUUGUCUGUUGUCCCGCCAGUGGUGACGAACAAGCCACCAUCAGGGCCGUGGGGUGAUGAUGCGUUGUUCGACAGCUUGUGUCGUGUCUGUCCCGCCUAUUCAUGCCGACAUUUCCCAUCCCCUUCGUAUGCAUGCUUUUCUACUUCAUCUUCCUCAUAGAGUACCAGCGUGCUGUAGUACUGCUGCAGCACGUACCAGUAGCACACCAAGUGAGAAGACGAGUCUACAACUUAGGUUGGGCAAAUUUGCAAUUGAAAUGUCAACUUCGUUACCAACAAUUAGAAAAUUCAGAAUUCAAUGCGGACUAGAUACCACUAUCCAAAAAAAUGAAUUUUUAUCGCCCAAAAAUUAAAU
Molecule: messenger RNA, 850 nt
Organism: Amoebophrya sp. A25
Lineage: Eukaryota; Dinophyceae; Syndiniales; Amoebophryaceae
Source: the annotation of a GenBank genome assembly